Messenger RNA from Cadophora gregata, 1584 nucleotides. RefSeq lists its product as uncharacterized. NCBI's taxonomy places the organism in Eukaryota, Fungi, Ascomycota, Leotiomycetes, Helotiales, Ploettnerulaceae. The transcript has a single exon. Bases 1 to 1329 code for a protein of 442 amino acids. The record is from RefSeq and is a predicted model, not a curated record.
AUGCCCACCGACACAAAUCAGAGCCACGUUGCUGAACUCAUCAAACGACAGCAAUAUCAUGCAUUAUCGUUGGAGAGCCCACCUGGUACCCGAUUAUUGCAGUCAAAGACUUUACCACCCGACACUCCUUACCUCACAUUGAGUCAUAGAUGGGGUAGUUGGCCCAGCAUUCAGCUCUCCAGCACAACAUCAUUUCUACUAUGGGAAGACAUCUCUCGGCAUUUGUUACACACCCCAGGUGCAGCUGUGUUCAGGCAUGCUAUCCAAGUCACCAGAUCUCUCGGCUUUCGAUACCUGUGGAUUGAUGCAUUAUGCAUAAUGCAGGACAAUGAUAUCGAAAAGAUGCAGGAGAUCAUGCGUAUGGACGACAUUUACCUCAAUUGCGCUCUCAACAUAGCUGCCACAGAAGGUACUGUCGAUGGCUUAGUAUUUGACAGGAACGUGCACCAGUUCAAUCGAGAUUGGGAGACAGUACGACGCCCUAAUAAGCAAUCUAAUCUAUGUCUGAAAGCGUUUUGCGAUUGGUCAUACCCUCUUCAUAUAGGGGAGCUCAAUCGGCGUGGAUGGGUAUUCCAAGAGCGUUAUCUAGCACCAAGAAUUGUGCAUUUCACCAAGGAUCAGGUCUACUGGGAAUGUCGUUGUCUCUGGGCGAAUGAAAUCAUACCACCCGGGAGUCUUGAUGCUUACAGACGGAGGGAACCCAAGCCAAUCCCAUUCGAAAACUCUUCAACAUUAACCUACGAGCAAAAAGAUGCAGCACGAAUUCAGUGGUAUAAUCUGCUGGAGCUGUACUCGCGGACUCUGGUCACAUUUCCUAACGAUCGGUUACUAGCGAUCUCUGGAAUUGCGAAGAGAUACUGUAAACAUGCGGGACUAAAUCCCUCAGACUAUCUAGCUGGAAUGUGGAAGCUGGAUACGCCAUUGUCCCUAUUGUGGCAUGAACCAGGGAGCAAUCUUCCCCGACGGCCUGAAGCUAUUCCGUUGAAUGGCGAAGCAGCCGAUGCACCGACAUGGUCGUGGGCAUCCAUCCUCACUGACGCUGUGUUCGUCAUGAGAUUGUAUGCCUCCUUCCAAACACGAACUGAAGUUUUAGCGGUAAAAAUGUAUCGGUGCUCGCCGAACCCCUUCGGUGGGGCUAAAUCAUGUCCAUUGCGUCUCCGGGGCCCUAUGUGUAAAGUUCACAGGCAAAUCAUCCCUGGCCAACAAAUAUUUCAUAUCUGGAAUCACGAAAGGGAACCUGAGAUUCUGUUCACGGGGAGAAAUGAUGAUAUGGGAACAGGAGCUGAGGGUCGUUGUGUGGAAUGGGAUCGUUGCCGAAAAGUCGUCUGACGAUUCUUAGACAGUGACAGCAACGACGAUGGUAUUGCCACCUCCUCUUCUGAAUUCAUCUUGCUAUAUAUUGCCAGAUCAUCUUGGGGCGGUGGCCAAACUAUUCAUGGAAUUUUGCUCCAAAGAUUAGAGCUUCACGGAACGUUUCACAGAGUCGGGUAUUUCUACACUCCUUCCACAGACGACGUUGAGAAUGCGUUCAAUAGCAGGCUUGGACCACUGGCUCCCGAUGAUUUUUUUGAGAUUGAUGCCGAG